AUGGGGAUGGAGGCAUUGCACAGAGCGCGCGGGAGCUCGCCCCGGUGCUGCCCGCAGAGAGCACCCGCGCUUGGCCGUCACCGCUGCGUCUUCUCCGGGUGGGCACCGUGCCAGCUGCCCGGCAAUCCUGGGGGGGCUCAGGGCUCGGGGCUGACGGGGGGUCUCGCUUCUCGCAGAUGCUGCAGGACUGCCCGAAGGCCCGCAGGGAGGUGGAGCUGCACUGGAGGGCAUCGCAGUGCGCGCACAUUGUCCGCAUCAUGGACGUCUACGAGAACCUCUACCAGGGGCGGAAGUGUCUGCUCAUCGUCAUGGAGUGCUUGGACGGCGGGGAGCUCUUCAGCCGAAUUCAAGACAGGGGAGACCAGGCCUUCACGGAACGGGAGGCUUCAGAGAUAAUGAAGAGCAUCGGGGAAGCCAUCCAGUACCUACACUCGAUCAACAUAGCGCACCGGGACGUGAAGCCAGAAAACCUCUUGUACACCUCCAAAAGGCCCAAUGCUGUGCUAAAACUCACGGACUUUGGCUUUGCUAAAGAAACCACCACGCACAACUCCUUGGCCACUCCAUGCUACACGCCGUACUACGUGG
Messenger RNA from Pelecanus crispus (Dalmatian pelican), 588 nucleotides. The record is from RefSeq and is a predicted model, not a curated record. NCBI's taxonomy places the organism in Eukaryota, Metazoa, Chordata, Aves, Pelecaniformes, Pelecanidae.